AUGGAUAUAGCAACAGGUCCCGAGUCGCUGGAGAGGUGUUUCCCCCGCGGGCAGACGGACUGCGCCAAGAUGUUGGACGGCAUCAAGAUGGAGGAGCACGCCCUGCGCCCCGGGCCCGCCACUCUGGGGGUGCUGCUAGGCUCCGACUGCCCGCAUCCCGCCGUCUGCGAGGGCUGCCAGCGGCCCAUCUCCGACCGCUUCCUGAUGCGAGUCAACGAGUCGUCCUGGCACGAGGAGUGUUUGCAGUGCGCGGCGUGUCAGCAAGCCCUCACCACCAGCUGCUACUUCCGGGAUCGGAAACUGUACUGCAAACAAGACUACCAACAGCUCUUCGCGGCCAAGUGCAGCGGCUGCAUGGAGAAGAUCGCGCCCACCGAGUUCGUGAUGCGGGCGCUGGAGUGCGUGUACCACCUGGGCUGCUUCUGCUGCUGCGUGUGCGAGCGGCAGCUCCGCAAGGGCGACGAGUUUGUGCUCAAGGAGGGCCAGCUGCUGUGCAAGGGCGACUACGAGAAGGAGAAGGACCUGCUCAGCUCCGUGAGCCCCGACGAGUCCGACUCGGUAAAGAGCGAGGACGAGGAUGGGGACAUGAAGCCGGCCAAGGGGCAGGGCAGCCAGAGCAAGGGCAGCGGGGAUGACGGGAAGGACCCGCGGAGGCCCAAGAGGCCACGGACCAUCCUCACCACGCAGCAGCGAAGAGCCUUCAAGGCCUCAUUCGAGGUCUCCUCCAAGCCCUGCCGGAAGGUCCGAGAGACGCUGGCGGCAGAGACGGGCCUCAGCGUGCGCGUGGUUCAGGUCUGGUUUCAGAACCAAAGAGCCAAGAUGAAGAAGUUGGCGCGGCGGCACCAGCAGCAGCAGGAGCAGCAGAACUCGCAGCGCCUGGGUCAAGAGGUCCUGUCAAGUCGCAUGGAGGGCAUGAUGGCCUCCUACACGCCGCUGGCCCCGCCACAGCAGCAGAUCGUGGCCAUGGAGCAGAGCCCCUACGGCAGCAGCGACCCCUUCCAGCAGGGCCUCACGCCGCCCCAAAUGCCAGGGAACGACUCCAUCUUCCACGACAUCGACAGCGAUACCUCCUUAACCAGCCUCAGCGACUGCUUCCUCGGCUCCUCGGACGUGGGCUCCCUGCAGGCGCGGGUGGGGAACCCCAUUGACCGGCUCUACUCCAUGCAGAGUUCCUACUUCGCCUCCUGAGAGCAGCAGCCGGGCGCACGGACGCUUGGGCGAGGGUCCUGGGGUGGGACUGCGGCGCACAGCACAGCCAGCCUCGGCGCCCCGGCCCUGCCGCCCGUACGGACUCUGCAGACAGCCAUACGGUGCCCUCCCCUGGGCCGGCCGGGCCUGGCCACGGCGCCCGCUCGGCACCGCCAGACAGGCAGACGGGCGCAGCCUGGGCAGGGGCUGUGUCCUGCCCACGAGACCACGUCACUCCCGGGGACCCAGAGCUCGCGGAUGCCACUUGCCCCCCAGCCCCACCUCAGCCUCCAUCGCCUCCUCUCCCUCCCCAUCUCUUUUUUGGGAAGCUUAAAUUCUCUCUAUUUUUUUAAGUGUCCUCUCUGUGUCCAGCCAACCUCCACGGCCUGGGCCUGGGCCGGCAGGGGCCCUGGGUGCCUCAGGAUGACGAUGUUGUGGGCGGUUACCUGUAGGGAGCCCUGCCUCCCACCGCGGGCAGACCUGCUGCCUAGUGUCACCCCUCCCCGCCCGAGCCUGGAGCAGAAGUGGGGAAGAGCCUGUGGGGCGCCAGGCCCACCGAGUCACGGGGGUCGGGGGUAGAUUGAGCCCAGGCAGACUCCAAGGGACCAAGACACACAUUCCAGUGCACACAUACACUUAAAGGCACACCCACGCAGACCCGCACAGAGAUCUGUAGAGACGCUGCAAGAGACAGCGAGGCCUCUGUGGAGCAGCCCAGGAAAGGGGACGAGGCCAGGUCGGGGCCGGGACCCCUCUUCUUAGAACAAUAGGGGAGCAAGGGGGAGGGGAGGAGGAAAGGGAGAGGAUGGGGCAGGCUUGAAGCACGUGGAUCCAGAUGUGUCCGAGCCCAGAUGGGGCUGCUGGGCAGGCAGGAUGGCCCAGCCCCAGCCAGCUCCAAGGGAGAGACGGAGCCCGCAAACCAGGUAGAGUCAGGCCAAAUGGCAGAACCCCAGGUGGAAAGGGACCUCAAAAGUCACUCACUGGGCAUUCCACCUGAAGCCUGGCUCCUGCCCAAGCCACCUCUGCCUCUCCUCACGUACCUCCAGUGACAAGGAGCUCACUACUUCACUCCAGUCAGCUGCCCUUUUCUGCUGGUUUCACCUCUGCCUUUUUCAACUGAGUCCUCCCUUCUCCAAGGCAGGCUUUUCCAGCUCCUCCAGCCCUUCCUUUUAAAGCUGUACCCCCAACUGAGCUCCAGCUUUCCCUCUAAAGGUGUGGAGCAGAUAUAACCCAGUCUUCCCACUGACAUCAGCCAGCCAAAGUGAGCAGGCCCAUCCCCUCCCCUGCUUUAGGCGCUCUGCCUCUGUUAAUGUGGCCCAAGAUCCAAUGACUUUGGAAACUCACCCUGCCCUUCUGUAACGAAAUUCCCUGACCUUAACACACAUGUCGGCUAAGCCACAUCUCUCUUCUCUGUGUGUAUGGUAGGGAAGAGGGUAUUUAUUGUUUAGACCCCGUAAAGGACCUUGCGUUUUUUUCUUGUUACGUUUCCUCUUGUUUGAUUCAGUCCAGCUCGUGGAGUUUCUCUGCACCCCAGCUCCGUGACCACUGUUUUGCUCUCCCUCCUGAGCACAUCUGCCCAGUGAGGAGUCGGCCCUGUGCAUCUCACCCCGGGAGCGUGGACCCCUGGGGCCUCUUCCUGUUUGGCGUUGCCCCGUUAACCAGUCCUACUUGGAUGGUGGGUUCCCACCGCACUUUCACCCCAUCUUGCCGAGUGCCCGCUGGAAGGCAGAUACGCUCCAUCACCCCUGCCCCUAAUCUACUCCCUGUCAAAAGAGGAAGCGAGGUCAGGCUGAUAGGCCCUGUUCUCAGCGACCCCUCCCUGGCCCCUGGUGGUCACUGUGUCCUCAGCCAGGUGCUCACAGCCCUGCCUUUAAUUCUAACCCGAGCCCUUGGCCACCACGCUGAGGUCUGCCUGGUCCAGCCUUGGAGUGAGUAGGACAAUGGGUGUCUCUCCCUGCCUUUGGGCGCAUCUGCCUGGCCCUCCCUGGGGUCCUCAGAGUUCGCCAACCUGCUCUGUGGUUUUGCUCCUCUGUCCACUGGGGGGACCUCAGCCCCUCCAGAGCGUCCUGGGCCAGUCUCCCCGGCCCUCCUGGGCUUCUGCACUCAUGCCUCGCCCUGCUCUUCACCAAGGCAGGACAGUUGGGGGCAUGCGGCUCAGCGCCCGCCCUGGGCCCGAGCAGCCAGCCUCCCCCUCCUGGGCUCUUCCUCCACAUGGAGUUCCCACAGGAGCUCAGCUGAUGUCCUUGGUCCUUCUGCAGCCUCGGUCCUCCGGGCUUUGUGCCUCUUGGUCCUGGACCCUUAGGCAGCCAUGCUAGUUUCUUGAGAGACGCUUCCCUUCCUCCUCUGUGGUCACACAGUCACACGAGUCCAGGGGUAGACGCCCCCACCCCCAGGAGGCCUGGCCCUUCUCCCCCAGGCUCUUGAAGUUGGAAGGAACCUCAGGAAUGGGUCAUCUGGUCCACUGCAUUAUUUUGCAGCUGGGAAACUUUGGCCAGGAGAAGGGAGGGGACCAGACCUCUCACAGCCAGUCGGUGACAGAGGAGAACAGGGACGCCAGGCCAGCCCCUCCGCCCCGCCUCUGGGGAGUCGCCUCCAGGAGAGGGGUGUGCCUCUUCCCACUCUGGGGCCUCACAGCCUUGAGUCUGGCUCAGGCUCUGCCCCCACCAGGAGCUGGUACAGGGACCCUGCACUCAGGACCCACAGACUGUCAGAGCCAGAGGGACCUCCGAGCCCCUCGUGCCAGAGACGGCCCGUCCGCCGUGGUUGGGUGACUCCUGCCCUGUGUGCUGCAGCUCACUGCCCCCAGGCUCCCUCAGGCUCCCCCAGACGCGGGUGUCCACUCUUCCCGGCCCUGGCCCGGGCGUGGGGACACAGAUGAACGAGAGGUAGGGCCCGCCCUUGAGGGACCAUCUCCUAGGAGAGGCAUGCAGACUCCGAGCCAGCCCUGUCCAGACGUUGCUGGAGACCCACUUCUCAGGGGAGGAACCUGACUCAGAGAAGGGAGGCAAGUGUUUAAGGUUGCCCAGCAGGAGCGCACAGAGCCAGGCAGCCUUGUGGGGGUUGGGGGUGAGCUGAGCUGAGCAGGCUGUUCCCACUUCACGUGGAAGAAGUGCAGCCUCGGCUGGGGGCGGGGGCAGCGAGUAGCCAGGACCACCCCCAACACCCACUGUGAUGUGGGACCACCGGGGUGGGGAGCCCAAGGGAAGAGGAGGUAAUGGUCUGGUCUCCGGAGAAAGAGGUCGAAAGUGAGAGGUGGGCAGGGCGAGUGUCGGAGAAAAGCUGAGUUCCGCUUCCCUGACGGGUAAGUCGAGGCUGGGAGAGAGGAAGGAAUCUGCCCCCAGUAACACAGCGAGUGGAAGCAGAAGAAGAACAAGAAGGCGGGCUCCUGCCCCUAGCGAGAGCCUCAUCUGCCUGCUCCACGGGGCCUCCGAGGGAGGCCGCACAGACAGGGGGACACUGUGGUUCCAAGGGUCAGACAGCGGGGCCAGCAGAGCCUGUAAGAGAAGGGUCGGUGCACCCCCUUCCACCUUGGAAGGCUUCCUGGAGGAGGUGGGGGGCCCACUGCAUCCAGGUGAGCAGGGCCCAGCAGGGUCAGGCCCCCAUCACGAGGUCGGGGGCAGCCUCUUCUCCUUUAGGGGGCUCAGCUGCCCGCUAGCUGGGAGGCUGCCUCACUCGCCCCCGGUGAGCCCUGCCCGGCCCCAGCCCGAGCUCUGGGCACCACAUGGGGUGAGCAUCACCCCUCCUUUCUGGGGGAACCUGCAGCUCUGGGGCUCACGCUGCCCUGUGGGGAAGAGGGUCCACGCUCACGCACGCACACAGGCACACACUCACACCUGGACGCACACGGAGGCUUGCACACCCACACUCCCGGGCACCCGCGGCCCGGGGCCGGGGGAGCAGGAAGGACCCUCCCACAUUUGGCCCUCGGAAGGUGCCAUUUCCAAUGAGCCUCUUUGCUGGUGCCCCCACCCCCACCGGGGGUCCUGCGGGAGCCCAGCUCAGCCAGGUGUGGGGACCGGGCCACCAGCCAUUCUUUUUUCCUUGUACAGACUCUCACUGCCCACCCACCAUCCCCAGACACAUUUUAUUUAAUAACUUGUCAUUGUUAAAUUAUUUAUUAGCAUUUACCACAUCACCACCCCCACCCUGCCCUCCACUCUCACCUUCUGCCUCUUCCCACAAAGCAGAAAAUGGAAACAACAACAAAAAAAGAUGAGACGUCAGUAUAUUUGUAAAUAAACCAACCUGUA
Molecule: messenger RNA, 5438 nt
Organism: Equus caballus (horse)
Lineage: Eukaryota; Metazoa; Chordata; Mammalia; Perissodactyla; Equidae
Gene: LMX1B
Product: LIM homeobox transcription factor 1 beta
Biological process (GO): regulation of transcription by RNA polymerase II; neuron differentiation
Cellular component (GO): nucleus
Molecular function (GO): RNA polymerase II transcription regulatory region sequence-specific DNA binding; DNA-binding transcription factor activity, RNA polymerase II-specific
Source: RefSeq, a predicted model, not a curated record